CUGGUUGGAAUGAGGGGCAGCAGCUCGUGAGCUCUCUCUCCCCCCCCCCCCCCGCGCCUCAAAACACAGCUGUCGGCAGCUAGAGACGGCACGCGUCUGCCAGGGUCGUGUUACCCGGGUAACCCCACUGGAGCGAUGCUCGCGUCGUUGCUGUGAAAACCCGCACUGACCUCACAGCAGCAGAAACACAGGAACGAGAGAGAGCGUGAAGGAAAAAUGGAUCUGUUCACAUUUCACAGUGUGAACGAACUGUCCCUCGGGAUGUCCAAGCUGUCAAUGUUCCCCCUCUUCGACACGGCACAUUACAUCGUGUCGGUAAUGGCUCUGAAGGAGCAGCCAGGGGCGGUGGAGGUGGCGCGGCGCAGCCCUGUGGCCUGCUGGUUCAGCUCCAUGCUCUACUGUUUUGGAGGGGCGAUCCUCUCAGGCAUGCUGCUUGCCGAGGCACCAGUGGCUCCACUUUCCAACAACACCAACAUGCUACUGGCCACCCUGGCCUGGUACUUGGUAUUCUACUGCCCCCAUGACCUGUUCUAUCGCUGUGCCGCCAUCCUGCCGGUGCGUUUGGUAUUGUCUGCCAUGAAGGAGGUCACGCGCACCUGGAAGGUUUUGGGAGGGGUUGUACAAGCACAGAAGAAGUACCAGAAUGGGCUGCUUGUGAUGGUUGCCACUGGCUGGGCCAAAGGAGCUGGAGGGGGUCUGAUCAGUAACUUUGAGCAGCUGGUUCGCGGAGUGUGGAAACCUGAGACCAAUGAGCUUCUGAAGAUGUCAUAUCCCACUAAGGUAACCUUGAUAGGAGCAGUUCUCUUCGCGCUGCAGCAGAACCGCUACCUGCCUCUGGAGCAGCACCAGCUGAUGUCGCUCUACACGGGUUUCCUUGUCAUCACAAAGGUGCGGAUGCUGUUGACCGGUGCCUCUUAUCCGUUUGUAUUCCUGGAGACAGCGCUGUACCGUGUUCUCUUCGCGGCACAAUUGACAGAUACGACCUCUACAGACAAGAGCAAGGAGCCCAACGGACUGCCCUCGGGAACACGUGCUGCUGACGGGAAGACCGUCAAAGCUGCCCCUGAGAGCUGUAGUCGCUCCACGCUCUCUGACACCAGAGAAAAUGUGUCCUCUGUUCCAGAAAUGAGAGCAGAAGGCACACGAAAGUCACCUACAGGGGAGAGGGACCUGACAGGAGCAGGCAGCAAGAAGACUGAUUAAUGAAAGCAUUUUUCACCUCAUUCCAUGUCCUUCUAAAUCAUUCUCUUCAGUGCAAGCCUGACUGUAGCGUGAUUUCUUAUAUACCAAGAUUAUAUUUUGAUAUAUUUGUAUAAGCUGAGGUUGAUGUUCAUUUUGUAAUUUUCAGCCCUUAAGUUUUGAUUAUGAUGCUCUAGAAGCAUGAACAUUUCUGAAAGUCCUUUGAUAGAUUUUUAUGUUUAUUCUUAGAUAUUGCU
Messenger RNA from Scleropages formosus (Asian bonytongue), 1436 nucleotides. RefSeq names its product transmembrane protein 38B (gene tmem38b). Lineage: Eukaryota; Metazoa; Chordata; Actinopteri; Osteoglossiformes; Osteoglossidae. The coding region runs from base 217 to 1203 and encodes 328 amino acids. The transcript has 6 exons. Gene Ontology annotation, cellular component: membrane. The record is from RefSeq and is a predicted model, not a curated record. Gene Ontology annotation, molecular function: potassium channel activity; identical protein binding. Gene Ontology annotation, biological process: potassium ion transmembrane transport.